AACAUCGGCAUGUUUAUGAGAGCAUACUAGCUCGUUGUUAGCAGAUUUGCUGUUAGUGCAGGCUCUUUUCUAUUCUUAAUCACAAUUUCUCUACGGCGCAACCUUCUAACUCAGAGAAAUGGAUGUCGGAGAGCUUCUGAACUAUCAGCCUGACAGAGGAGCUAAGCGUCCAAGAGAGGAGGAUGGAGGAGGAGGAGGAGGAGGAGGAGGAGAAGAGGACAACUCCAGAGGAGGCAAACAGAUAAAAGGUCUGGCAGCUAAAGAGCUGGCCAGAUACAGAGAAGCUGAAGGAGGUGCUGAGAUGAGAGAAACUGAAGAGCUGACUGGAGACGGAAAGAUGAUUUUGGAUAAACUGAUGGAUGAGGUUGAGGAAGAACUUGAGGCUGAGCCAGUUGACGAGAGCUCCGUGAAGAAAAUGAUCCUGACCUUUGAGAAAAGGUCUUACAAAAACCAGGAACUGAGGAUUAAGUUUCCAGACAAUCCAGAAAAGUUCAUGGAGUCUGAACUGGAUCUGAACGACAUUAUUCAAGAAAUGCACGUGAUCGCCACAAUGCCGGAUCUCUACCACCUGCUGGUGGAGCUUAAUUCCGUCCACUCGCUGUUGGGUCUUCUUGGUCAUGAAAACACCGAUGUUGCCAUAGCCGUGGUGGACCUGCUGCAGGAGCUGACGGAUAUCGACACACUCCAUGAGAGUGAGGAGGGUGCUGAGGUGCUCAUAGAUGCUCUGUUGGAGGGACAAGUGGUGGCCUUAUUGGUGCAGAAUAUGGAGCGGUUGGAUGAACAAGUGAAAGAGGAGGCUGAUGGCAUCCAUAACACAUUGGCCAUCGUAGAAAACAUGGCUGAAUUCAGACCUGGCUUGUGCACUGAAGCCGCCCAGCAGGGCCUCAUGCAGUGGCUGCUCAAGAGAAUCAAGGCAAAGAUGCCGUUUGAUGCUAACAAGCUGUACUGCAGUGAAAUCCUGGCCAUCUUGUUGCAAAAUAAUGACACAACCAGAGAGUUACUGGGUGAAAUGGAUGGCAUUGAUGUGUUACUGCAGCAGCUAUCUGUGUUCAAACGUCACAACCCAAAUACAGCCGAGGAGCAGGAGGUGAUGGAAAAUCUGUUUGAUGCUCUGUGUUCCUGCCUGAUGCUGUCUUCCAAUCGGGACCGCUUCCUCAAAGGAGAAGGACUUCAGUUGAUGAAUCUCAUGCUCAGAGAAAAGAAAAUGUCUCGCACCAGUGCUCUGAAAGUCCUGGACCAUGCAAUGAUUGGACCGGAGGGAGCAGAUAACUGCCAUAAAUUUGUGGACAUCCUGGGCUUGCGGACCAUCUUUCCACUUUUCAUGAAAACCCCCAAGAAGAUGAAGAAAACCAUCGCUUCAGAGAAAGAACAUGAAGAACACGUCUGCUCAGUCAUCGCCUCCAUGCUGAGAAACCUCAAGUCCCAGCAGAGAACCAGACUCCAAAGCAAGUUCACGGAGAACGACUGUGAGAAGGUUGAUCGACUGAUGGAGUUGUAUUUUAAAUACCUGGAGGCUGUUCAACAGGCUGACAAGAGGAUCGAAGGGGAGAAACAUGACAUGGUUCGUCGGGGGGAGAUUCUUGAUGACAUCAUAGAGGAUGAAUUCUACCUUCGCCGUCUGGACGCUGGACUGUUUGUUCUUCAGCUGCUCUGCUAUAUUAUGGUGGAGAUCAGCAACUCGGGGGUCUCACAGCUUUAUCAGAGGGUUCACCAAAUUCUUAAUGUAAGAGGAGGCUCGGUCAAAAUAGUGCGCCACAUCAUGAGAGAGUACAUCGAGAGCAUCGGAGAUGGAAAGAGCGAAGAGUUCAAAGAGGCUGAGCGGAAGAGGAUCAUGGAUCUCGUUGACAACUUCUAAUCUCAUUUUUUUUAUUACUUCUUUCCCUCAUGCUCACAAAAAAUCGCCUUCAAACAAAAAAACUUUUCAAAUGUAAGCCCGUUAAGACCCGGCACAAAUACAUUUGGACUUGUUGCAUAAAUACGCUGACUUGUAGUGACUUGCAAAAGUAUUCAUCCUCCUUGUAGUCUUUAUAUUUUGUUGCCUAACAACCUGGAAUUUAAACAGAUUAAAAGCGAUAACUUUUCAAAAAAAUACUCCAGAUUUAUGAAAUGACACGAGAAAAACUGUUUGAAAUAUUUCAAUAAACUAUAAAAUUGAAACAUGGUGUGUGCAAAUGUAUUCAGCCGCUCUGCUUAACUUAAGCAGCCACGUGACUGUUUAAAUAAGAUUCAUCUGUGAACAACCUAAGUGUCAGAGGAUGCUCACGUGUUGUAACAACAGAAUCAACACCACUUCCACUUUAAGUAAGAUCUACCACCGAACACGAGACAACAUGAAGAACAGGAACUCUGAACACUCAGCGGUAAAUUUGUGAAGUACAAGUCAAGAUUGGUUUAAAAUAAAAUGCUUCAUCAAAUUCAUUAUUUGAACAUGGGUAGGUGAUGCCACCACAGCAAACCUGCUAAGAUAGGGUCAUCUACCAAAACUCAGAGGAGCGUAAGGAGGGUGUUAUUCAGAGAAACGUCCACGAGGUCAAAUAUAACCCUGAUGAAGAAGAAAGAAGAUGCUGUGGUCAGAUGAGACCAAAUUCAAACAUUUAUCAUUAAGAAGAAAAGACGAAUCUACCACCUCAGUGAAGAAUGGUGGUGGCAGCAUCAUGGUGCGGGGAUGUUUUUCAUCAACGGGGACAGCGUGCUCAGAAUUUAAGAAAAGCUGAUUGGGCUAAAUUAUAAAAAUUAUUUAGGAGCAGUUUGAUCAUGAAAGGAUAAAACCUCCAGUGGUCAGAUGGACCCAGAUCACGGAGACGGACCUGAAGAGAUCUGAUGCUGGAACUGCUGGAGCUAAAUGUGGCACAGGACUGAAGUUUUGGCGGCUGAUUUUAUUUGCACACACCACUUUUCAUAUUUUGAGUAUUUCAAGCAGGUUUUGUUCAACAUUUACCUUCGUUCAUUUGAAUUAUUGAUUUUAAUCAAACAAAAUCCAAUUAAGUUGGAUAUUAGGAUGAAAACUUUUACAGCCCGCUGUAUAUAUUGA
This is a messenger RNA of Nematolebias whitei (Rio pearlfish), 3031 nucleotides long. It is a transcript of the gene ctnnbl1, whose product is annotated as catenin, beta like 1. Gene Ontology annotation, cellular component: spliceosomal complex. Lineage: Eukaryota; Metazoa; Chordata; Actinopteri; Cyprinodontiformes; Rivulidae. The record is from RefSeq and is a predicted model, not a curated record. The transcript is spliced from 16 exons. The coding region runs from base 119 to 1855 and encodes 578 amino acids.